UUUCCGCCUUCCUGCAACCUGCUAAACCCAAUAGUAAGGCAAAUUUGGUAGAAUCUUUUAGCUCAUUGACAGGCAAAGGUUGCAGACUUGCAGUUUGAGUCCAAUAUUGUGGCGCUUCUAUCUUAUCCUUUUAAGUAAUUCUUUACACUUUUGUUUAUGAUUUAUCGCUGUACCAGGCAAGUUUCAACAACAGAAAAAUGCUCAUAACUUUUACCUAACCAAAAGCUUCCCUAGCAAUCCCCACUUUGCCAGCUGACUUUAAGAUUUGGUAAUCAACUCAGCGCACACGUAACAAGAAACAAAACCAAACUUAAAAAUAUGAUCAAUAAACAAAUUAAGUACAAGCCCCUCGGGGUGGGCUCGGCUGCUGACCACCAUGCCUCGUUAGGUCCUGGUACCUUGUGAUCGUGGUUCGAUUCCUUGGGGGCGGUGCAUAAGCACAGAGAAAUUAAUCCGCAAGGAUACUCCCUGUGGUGACAAAAAAAAAAAAAAUUAAGUACAAUAAAACAAACGAACAAACGUAAGUUGCACAACCAGCUUGCAAAGCAAUCUGUAUGCAAGAACAGAGUAUAUAAGUGCAGGACUUAACGAACAAAUUUGAGCACAGCAACUCCGUCCCCGAUCCCAAAACCCACCAAUGGAGAUCAGUAGUGUCAAGAUCUCCGGAGCAGCCGAGCAGGUAACAUCUGCUCGGAUAGUUGCUUCGAUUGAUGAGCUAUUGGAAGACAUCCUCUUACGCCUUCCAAUAAGAUCACUCAUCCGUUUCAAGUUUGUCUCCAAACGCUGGCUCUCUCUCAUAUCCAACCCACAAUUUGCUGUCCUCCACCAGGACCGCAAUCCCGCUCUCAAGCCAGCAAUAGGCCUAUUCCUGCCCUACACAAGCUUUCGCAGCAACCCAACCAAAUUCGAGUACAUCAACUUUGACGUCCAUAACCUGACCUCCUCACCAUUUUCAGUACUAAAAUUUGCCAGUGAUCCAUCUGCAGGCUCCAUAAAGAUUCUACAGUCUUGCAAUGGCCUAUUGCUUUGUUCCAGUUACCGAGCUCAGCGCCCCCGACAGAACUAUCAUGUUUUCAAUCCCACCACAAAGCAGUUAACCACAAUCCCAAAGCCGGCAUAUAGGAGGACCAUAUAUGGAGUAAGCUUGGCUUUUGACCCUACCAAGUCGUCUGCCUAUAAAGUUGUCUGCGUUCGGGCCUCUGAGCUGGUUUCAGGGUCUUAUCAGAUCCAGAUAUACUCAUCUGACACUGCAGGCCCCUGGAGAGUUUCAGGGGAGCCUUUCGCUGCUAAACAUGAUUUUAAGAAUGGGAUCUACUGGAACGGAGCAGUGCAUUGGCUCGGGCAUUGGGGUCGUGAUAAUUCAUUAUACUUCAAUGUUGAUGAGGAAAGGCUUGGAGAAGUGGGACCAACUCCUAAUAAUGCAGAACAGGAAGCUGAAAUGACUUAUUUCGGAGAAUCUUGCGACCAUUUGAACCUUAUUCAGAUGUAUGGUCGUCCAGAUGUUGAGUUCUAUGUGUAUGAAAUGAGGAGGGACUGCUCAGGAUGGGAUAUCAAGUACAUGGUUGAUCUUUCAGCGGUUACUAGUGCAUUUCCACGAAUGAUCAGGACUGAAUUGGACUCGUACGAUGGUGGUUACUAUGUACUCUCAGUCUUGUCUAUCAUUCGGGGUGAAAAAGAAGAGGAAGCUUUCUUAGUUUUGCAGAUUCCCGGUAAGGCCAUUCGCUACAAUCUGGUCACCAAAACCUUCGUGAAGCUCUGUGAUUUUGAGGGUGCUGAGGACGAGGGCUAUUUAAGAUUUGAGGGUGUGAAUGCUUAUCAGUACAUUGAAUCACUUUGUUGUGUUUGAUAUAAAUAAAUAGCCACAAUUUCCUGAGCUUGCUAUGGUGUGUUUUUGGCUCAUUUCUUGAUCUGUUUAAUUUGGAUUGGUUUGUCACACAAUUGAGAAACUUGUAAAUUUCUCAUCUUCCUUCUUUGUUUCGAUACAGUCAAUAUAUUGCAUUUCAUUUAA
Messenger RNA from Coffea arabica (coffee), 2008 nucleotides. RefSeq names its product F-box protein At5g07610. The record is from RefSeq and is a predicted model, not a curated record. NCBI's taxonomy places the organism in Eukaryota, Viridiplantae, Streptophyta, Magnoliopsida, Gentianales, Rubiaceae. Gene Ontology annotation, molecular function: protein binding.